CGAACAUAAAACAUGGUACAAGCUGUUUCAGAAAAGAAAGGGACAGCAGAAUCAUGUGAAGUGCCGCCACAUACACACACAUUCACUCGCUCUCUUUCUCUCUCUCUCUCUCUCUCUCAACUAAUCAGUUAAAUUCAACCAAAACACACCUUUUCUGAGAACUUGUUGCUGUUGUUCUGUGGUUGGGGUGUUGGCACCAAUUCGAGUUCAAUGGCUGCAACAGCUUCGAGGUUCAUCAAGUGUGUCACAGUUGGGGAUGGAGCUGUAGGAAAAACUAGCAUGCUCAUUUGCUAUACAAGCAACAAAUUCCCCACGGACUAUGUUCCUACAGUGUUUGAUAAUUUCAGUGCAAAUGUGGUUGUUGAAGGCACAACUGUCAAUUUAGGCCUCUGGGAUACUGCAGGUCAAGAGGAUUACAACAGGCUGAGGCCUUUGAGCUACAGGGGGGCAGAUGUCUUUGUCCUGGCUUUCUCUUUAGUUAGUCAUGCAAGCUACGAAAAUGUGUUGAAGAAGUGGGUUCCAGAACUGCAGCAUUUUGCUCCUGGCAUUCCAGUGGUGCUAGUUGGCACCAAAUUGGAUCUCCGAGAAGAUAAGCACUAUUUGGCUGAGCAUCCUGGCCUGGUGGCUGUGACUUCUGAGCAAGGUGAGGAAUUGCGUAAACUAGUAGGAGCAACAUAUUAUAUUGAGUGCAGCUCAAAAACUCAGCAGAACGUGAAGUCAGUUUUUGAUGCAGCUAUCAAGGUGGUCAUCAAGCCUCCACAAAAACAAGAGAAGAAGAAAAAACCACGUCGAGGGUGUCUUCUAAAUGUGAUGUGUGGAAGGAAUUUAGUUCGUUUUAAAUGAGAGAUUUGAUCCAAAGAGUUUUCUUGGGAAGGAGAAGGUCUGUUAUGAGUGGUGCAAAUUUCUUGUAUAGAUGAAUCAGAAGAAAUUUCAAAUUUAUUUCUUACUUUUAGUGAAAACCUCCUAACAUAAUUUCAAGUCCAUCUAGGUCACGCAAGUUUAGCUUAUUCAAGCCCAAAACGCAAAAAUAUUUUAUUCAGAUCUGAUUCAUGUAAGCUUGCGGGCCCAAAAAUUAAACACAAACGGAGGUUUUAAAUAGUAAAAUGUAUAUUAUAAAAUGA
Molecule: messenger RNA, 1121 nt
Organism: Vigna radiata var. radiata (mung bean)
Lineage: Eukaryota; Viridiplantae; Streptophyta; Magnoliopsida; Fabales; Fabaceae
Product: rac-like GTP-binding protein ARAC10
Exons: 8
Coding region: 211-843 (210 amino acids)
Biological process (GO): establishment or maintenance of cell polarity; regulation of actin cytoskeleton organization; regulation of cell shape
Cellular component (GO): cell cortex; cytoplasmic vesicle; cytoskeleton
Molecular function (GO): protein kinase binding; GTP binding; GTPase activity
Source: RefSeq, a predicted model, not a curated record